AUGUCAUCACAAUCUAAUUCUACUAUACCAUUGGUAUUAGUACAAAAACAAUUAUAUAGAUUUGGUGGACCUAUUUUAAUGAUUUUCGGUACUGUGAGUUCUAUACUCAGUUUAAUAAUUUUUCUUCAAAAGAAUUUACGUAAAAAUCCCUGUUCAAUUUAUUUAAUAGCAUUUAAUAUUGGUAAUUUAUUUCUAAUUUAUACAUCAUUAUUUUCCCUUAUAUUAAUAAAUGGUUAUAAUAUGAAUUCUAGUUUGUAUAAUUUAAUUAUUUGUCGUCUUCAUUUUUAUACAAUGCUUAUAUUCGGUGUUUUAAGUCCAUCUUAUUUAAUAUUAGCUUCUAUUGAUCGAAUCUUAGUUACUUCACGAUAUGCUAUAAUGAGAUCGAAAAGUACUCAUCGUCUGGCUUAUAUAUGUAUUAUGAUUGUAACAUUACUUUGGUUGUUAUUUCAUAGUCAUGCAUUAGUUUUAACAAAUAUUAUCGAACCAUUACCAAAUUUUUUUCGAUGUUAUUUUCAACCUGGAAUCUAUCUAGUAUUUAUAGGUUAUUAUUCUUUGAUCAUUAAAGGAAUUUUUAUUCCUCUAUUGAUGAUUAUUUUCGGAUUGUGGACUGUGAAAAAUAUUCGAAGUAUUGGUCGUAUUGAUCCUCGUCCUGUUUUAAUAAUUACUAGAAGAAAAACUAUCGGUGGUUUAUAUUUAAAACAUUCAAAAGAUCGACAAUUUAUCCAAAUUUUAUUUAUUGAUAUUAUAGUAUAUAUUAUUUUUAGUUUAAUGAUAUCAGCCGUUUUCAUGUACCAACAGUUUGCUCAAUAUAAAUCAUACAAUUUGAUUUCUGUUCAAAUUCUAGGCUUUUUAACAUCUAUAGCUACUUUUAGUUCUUAUAUUCCAUUCUGUUUUGGAUUCUAUACCAAUUUCAUAAUGUCCAAGCAAUUUCGUCAUGAAGUUAAACAUUAUAUUCUGUGUCAAUAG
This is a messenger RNA of Adineta steineri, 966 nucleotides long. The record is from the annotation of a GenBank genome assembly. NCBI's taxonomy places the organism in Eukaryota, Metazoa, Rotifera, Eurotatoria, Adinetida, Adinetidae.